Molecule: messenger RNA, 4095 nt
Organism: Oncorhynchus keta (chum salmon)
Lineage: Eukaryota; Metazoa; Chordata; Actinopteri; Salmoniformes; Salmonidae
Product: trimethyllysine dioxygenase, mitochondrial-like
Exons: 7
Coding region: 712-1971 (419 amino acids)
Biological process (GO): carnitine biosynthetic process
Cellular component (GO): mitochondrion
Molecular function (GO): trimethyllysine dioxygenase activity; iron ion binding
Source: RefSeq, a predicted model, not a curated record
GAAGCAAGCACGCGAACUGGAAGACUUACGCCUCGAUCACACAGACAGAGAUUUGCAUUCUGGUACACCAGAAGUACAUUCAUUUCCACACGCCUUGAUCACACCGACAGAGUUUUUGCAUUCUGGUACACCAGAAGCACAUUAAUUUCCAAUGGAACGUUGCGUUUGCUUUACAGCAAGCAGAGGCACUGUGAUCAGGGUGUAAAAUCUGACAUGCGACAGCAACGCCUGGGCAGAGGAACGCGACCUCAAACUGUUCUGUCCCUAUUUUAUAGCUGCUAUACUAGCAGUUCUCAGCGUCAAUGUUAUUAAGGUACGAGGCCAACGUUUACAAUAACUGCAACGCUAGCCAGCAAAGACUAUAAACUACUAGGAAAAAUCGAGCAAACUUGUUUAAUAAUUAAACCCCGCGAUUGGCAUUGUGGGUGUUUAUCGAAGCAGAAGAAGGUCCACGAAAUCGGAAAUACAGCCAAGUCACUGUGCUGCUAUCAACAGUUGACUGGAAUCCACACGAGAUCGGUUCUGUGAGCACUGUAUACUCAGAUUAUCAAACCAUACGAGUUGAUUUGUUCUCAAUCAAAGCAAAUUAAGUAAAUCGGCGAAUUUAUCAUUUGUGCAGGAGUCUCUGACGCGAAUAAUCCACAUCAACUGCUGUAUAUAAUUGUGCAUCUGUCCAGUGUUUCAUCUAAACCGAUUUUACAUGAACAGAUAAUGGCUUUGGCUCGGGUGUUUUUCCGUUUACAUGGCUAUUUGCGACCCAUAUCGAAAACACAGGCUCCUUUGGUCUCCCGACUCAUACGGACCCAGAAUGAAGCGAGGUAUUGGCAGUGUACUGCUGCUCCACAGUCGACGAGUUGUCGCUGGCAACUUCAGGAAGAAUGCCUUGAGCUCAGCUAUGGAGGACUUGUUAUGCACUUUGACUAUGUGUGGCUACGGGAUCAUUGCCGCUCUGCCUCCUGCUACAACAGCAAGACCAACCAGAGGAAUCUAGAUACGUCACAUGUGGAGCUGAACAUAUGUCCCGCCAACACCAGGGUGGAUGAUGAGAAUCUCUUCCUCACAUGGCCCGAUGGUCAUGUGACAAAGUACAACCUGAGUUGGCUGGCUCAGAACAGCUAUGAGGGACAGAAGCAGAGUGCCAUGCAGCCACGCAUCAUCUGGAAUUCUGACAUCUAUGCCAAUGCCAAUUUGUCCCCUGCCAAUUGGGACAAGUUUAUGACCUGUGACGAUGAACUGAAGAAGUUCCUCAGGAACUUUCUGCUGUAUGGCAUUGCUUUUGUGGAGGGUGUCCCACCAACUGUUGAGGCCACAGAGACUGUUACCCAGAGGGUCAGCCUCAUCAGGGAGACUAUGUAUGGCAAGAUGUGGAACUUCACUUCAGAUUUCUCCCGAGGAGACACUGCCUACACCAAACUGGCCCUGGACCGUCACACAGACACCUCAUACUUCCAGGAACCUUGUGGGAUCCAAGUGUUCCAUUGCCUUAAACACGAUGGAACGGGAGGAAGAACACUACUCGUGGAUGGAUUCUAUUCUGCAGACCAAGUACUCCAGAAGACACCUGACAACUUUGAGCUGCUAGCACGGGUGCCUAUCAAGCAUGAGUACAUUGAAAAUGUCAGCGACCACCGCAACCACAUGAUAGGCAUCGGCCCUGUGCUCAACGUGCAUCCCUGGAACAAUGAGGUGUACAUGAUCCGAUACAAUAACUAUGACCGGGCAGUCAUAAACACUAUCCCCCAUGACGUUGUCAAUCGAUGGUAUGUGGCUCACAGACAGUUGACCACAGAGCUGAGGAAGCCAGAGAAUGAGUUGUGGGUCAAACUGAAGCCUGGAAAGGUUCUCUUCAUUGAUAACUGGCGUGUCUUGCAUGGUCGGGAGUCCUUCACAGGCCUGCGGCAACUGUGUGGCUGCUACCUGACCAGAGACGACGUCUUGAACACUGCCCGCUCCCUGGGUCUGCAGGCCUGAGUGAAGAAGAGUCUCCAGCCAAAAGCUGCAGUAUUUUGGAGAUAAAAGCUGCAGCCCUGCUUCUUCAGAAUACCAUAUUAUUAAAUCAAAUCAACAACAAAAAAAUCACAGGCGCCGAAUACAACAAGCCCUUAACCAACAAUGUAGUUCAAGAAAUAGAGUUAAGAAAAUAUUUACUAAAUAAAGUUUAAAAAAUGUCAUCAAAAAGUAACACAAGAUAUUUACAUAACAACAACGAGGCUAUAUACAGGGAGAACCGGUACCGGGUCAACGUGUGGGGGUACAGGUUAGUCUAGGUAAUUUGUAACAUGACUGCAUAGAUAAGUAACAGUGUAAAAACAAAGGGGGGUCAAUGUAGAUAGUCUGGGUGGCCAUUUCAUUAAUUGUUCAGCAGUCUAUGGCUUGGGGGUAGAAGCUUUUAAGGAGCCUUUUGAUCCUAGACUUGGUGUUCCAGUACCGUUUGCUGUGCAGUAGCAUAGAGAACAGUCUACGGGUGACUGGAGUCUUUUACUAUUUCUAAGUGUUUAAGUGAAGAACAUGGACUGUGAUCUGCAUUAUGCAUGCAUAUGCUCUUGUUAGAACAACAAUCAUGUUUUGAACUGGAACUUAACAUAUUGAGAUGUUUAACAUAUUGGCUUUGUUUUAGGGAUUAGAUUCUAAUCUUAAAAUAUUAUAGUAUGUCUCAAUCACUACAUAGCACUUUUACCAGACAUUUUUGAUUAAUGUAUUUAGGAACUUUUGCCUUUGUCAAUACACGUUUUCUUGAUUUGAUUGAAUAAUCAACCCUUAUCCCAGUCUGCUGUUCCCACAUGCUUCAAGAGGGCCACCGUUGUUCCUGUUCCCAAGAAAGCUAAGGUAACUGAGCUAAACGACUACCGCCCCAUAGCACUCACUUCUGUCAUCAUGAAGUGCUUUGAGAGACCAGUCAAGGACCAUAUCACCUCCACCCUACCUGACACCCUAGACCCACUCCAAUUUGCUUACCACACCAAAAGGUCCACAGACGGCGCAAUCACACUGCACUAACCCAUCUGGACAAGAUGAAUAUCUAUGUGAGAAUGCUAUUCAUCGACUACAGCUCAGCAUUUAACACCAUAGUACCCUCCAAACUCGUCAUCAAGCUCAAGACCCUGGGUCUCGACCCCGCUCUGUGCAACUGGGUACUGGAAUUUCUGAUGGCCGCCCCCAAGUGGGCAUCUCCAUCCCGCUGAUCCUCAACACUGGGGCCCCACAAGGGUGCGUUCUGAGCCCUAGCCCUACCCUCGCAGCAGCGCCUCUUCAACCUCAGGAGGCUGAAGAAAUUCGGCUUGUCACCAAAAGCACUCACAAACUUUUACAGAUGCACAAUCGAGAGCAUCCUGUCGGGCUCUAUCACCGCCUGGUACGGCAACUGCUCCGCCCACAACCGUAAGGCUCUCCAGAGGGUAUUGAGGUCUGCACAACGCAUCACUGGGGGCAAACUACCUGCCCUACAGGACACCUACACCACCCGAUGUCACAGGAAGGCCAUAAAGAUCAUCAAGGACAAUAACCACCCGAGCCACUGCCUGUUCACCCCGCUAUCAUCCAGAAGGCGAGGUCAGUACAGGUGCAUCAAAGCAGGGACAGAGAGACUGAAAAACAGCUUCUAUCUCAAGGCCAUCAGACUGUUAAACAGCCACCACUAACAUUGAGUGGCUGCUGCCAACACACUGACUCAACUCCAGCCACUUUAAUAAUGGAAAAAUUGAUAUAUAAAAUGUAUCACUAGCCACUUUAAACAAUGCCACUUUUAUAUGUUUACACACCCUACAUUACUCAUCUCAUAUGUAUAUACUGUAUUCUAUACCAUCUACUGUAUCUUGCCUAUGCUGUUCUGUACCUUCACUCAUUCAUAUAUUUUUAUGUACAUAUUCUUCAUCCUUUACACUUGUGUAUAAGGUAGUUGUGAUAUUGUUAGGUUAGAUGACUCGUUGGUUAUUACUGCAUUGUCGGAACUAGAAGCACAAGCAUUUCGCUACACUCGCAUUAACAUCUGCUAGCCAUGUGUAUGUGACAAAUACAAUUUGAUUUGAUUUCUAUUGGGGGGGUUCUGUUGUCAAGCAAAGGCAGACAGACAUGCAUUAAAACGUAUUCAGCAUCAAA